AUGGCCGCCCCCCUGCUCCUCCUGGGCAUCCUCCUGCUGCUGCUGCUGCCGCCGCCCGCCCCAGCCCCCUGCCACACAGCCACACGCUCAGAGUGCAAGCGCAGCCGCAGGUUUGUGCCCGGCGCAUGGCUGGCCGGGGAGGGCGUGGAUGUGACCAGCCUCCGCCGAUCCGGCUCCUUCCCAGUGGACACACAGAGGUUCCUGCGGCCCGAUGGCACCUGCACCCUCUGUAAAAACACCCUGCAGCAGGGUGCCCUCCAGCGCUUGCCCCUGGCGCUCACCGACUGGCGCGACCAGGGCUCCGGCUGCCAGCGCCACGUGGCCAAGGCCAAAAUCAGCUCCACUGAAGCCGUGGCCCGGGAGGCAGCUGGCAGCAUCCGCAAUGACUGGCGAGUCGGGCUGGACGUGACCCCCAAGCCCAGCAGCAACGUGCACGUGGCCGUGGCCGGCUCCCACUCCCAGGCAGCUGACUUUGCAGCCCAGAAGGCCCACCAGGACCAGUACAGCUUCAGCACUGACUCGGUGGAGUGUCGCUUCUACAGUUUGCACCUGGUGCACAGUCCCCCGCUGCACCCGGAUUUCAAGAGGGCCCUUGGGGCCCUGCCCCCCCACUUCAACACCUCCACCGAGCCCGACUACCUCAGGCUCAUCUCCAACUACGGCACCCACUUCAUCCGCUCCGUGGAGCUGGGCGGCCGCCUCUCGGCCCUCACUGCCCUGCGCACCUGCCAGCUGGCCCUGGAGGGCCUCACGGCGGACGAGGUGGGGGACUGCCUGGCCGUCGAGGCCGAGGUCAGCAUAGGCGGCCUCGGCAGCUCCUCGGCGGAAUUCAAGGCCUGUGAGGAGAAGAAGCGGCGGCACAAGCUGGAGGCCUCCUUCCACCACACCUACCGGGAGCGCCAUUCAGAAGUGGUCGGCGGCCACCACGCCUCCAUGCACGACCUGCUGUUCGGGAGCCAGGUCGGGCCCGAGCAGUUCUCGGCCUGGGUGGCCUCGCUGCCCGACAGCCCCGGCCUGGUGGACUUCAGCCUGGAGCCUCUGCACGUGCUCCUGGAGGGCCGGGACCCGCGGCGGGAGGCGCUGCGACAGGCCGUGAGCCAGUACCUGGUGAACAGGGCGCGCUGGCGGGACUGCCGUCGGCCCUGCCUGCCCGGGCAGCAGAAGAGUCCCCACGACCCAUGCAAGUGCGUGUGCCACAGCUCAGCGGACACCAACCGCGACUGCUGUCCGCGGCACAGGGGCCUGGCCCGGCUGGAGGUAAUGAACUUGCAGGCCACAGGCCUGUGGGGCGACUUCAUAACGGCCUCAGAUGCCUACGUGAAGGUCUUCUUUGGCAGCCAGGAGCUGAGGACGGACACCGUGUGGAACAAUAACCACCCCAGGUGGACCACGCGGCUGGACUUUGGGGUCGUGCUCUUGUCCACGGGGGGGCCCCUGAGGGUGCAGGUCUGGGACGCAGACAAUGGCUGGGACGAUGACCUCCUCGGUUCUUGUGACCGGACUCCAAAGUCUGGCUCACACGAGGAGAGAUGCAACCUGAACAAUGGUCACCUGAAAUUCCGCUACCACGCCAGUUGCUUGUCCCACCUGGCAGGGGAAACCUGCCUGGAGUAUGCCCCCCGAGGGCUUCUGGGGGACCCUCCGGGAAACCGGAGUGGGGCCGUGUGGUGA
This is a messenger RNA of Cynocephalus volans (Philippine flying lemur), 1671 nucleotides long. RefSeq names its product perforin 1 (gene PRF1). The record is from RefSeq and is a predicted model, not a curated record. Lineage: Eukaryota; Metazoa; Chordata; Mammalia; Dermoptera; Cynocephalidae. Gene Ontology annotation, cellular component: membrane. Gene Ontology annotation, biological process: immunological synapse formation; T cell mediated cytotoxicity; defense response to virus. Gene Ontology annotation, molecular function: pore-forming activity; calcium ion binding; wide pore channel activity. Bases 1 to 1671 code for a protein of 556 amino acids. The transcript is spliced from 2 exons.